Molecule: messenger RNA, 306 nt
Organism: Staurois parvus
Lineage: Eukaryota; Metazoa; Chordata; Amphibia; Anura; Ranidae
Source: the annotation of a GenBank genome assembly
CUACAUGUCUUUGGUGAAAAUAACCCAUAUUAGGAUGUAUUUUUUAGUUUGUAGGAAAGUUAUAGAGUUUACAAACUAUGGUAUAGAUCUGAAUAUUGAUCAAUCCUGAAGUACUGACAGCCAAUCUAAUUUCUUGAGGUCCAAGAAUGUCAGAACAGUACAGAUAUCCCCCAAAUGACCCCUUUUUGCAAAAUAGACAGUCCGACGUACUUCAUAAGAGGCAUUACGAGUUUUUUGAAGUUGUAUUUUUUUUGUCAUAAUUUUUCGGAAAAUGAAAAAUAUUUUUUUUUUUACAUAUUGUCACCA